Solea senegalensis (Senegalese sole) is the source of this 6805-nucleotide messenger RNA. It is a transcript of the gene bltp3a, whose product is annotated as UHRF1 binding protein 1. Bases 371 to 4387 code for a protein of 1338 amino acids. NCBI's taxonomy places the organism in Eukaryota, Metazoa, Chordata, Actinopteri, Pleuronectiformes, Soleidae. The transcript has 21 exons. The record is from RefSeq and is a predicted model, not a curated record.
UUCUAAUGAACUGGUUAAAUUUGGGGCUAAGAUUUGAACUGGGGAUAGUUUAUUGACAGGAAUGAGCACUAACUUGUCAUGGUUAAUGUUCGGUUUUGGUUAGGCUGCCCAAAUGAAUGGAGGUCAAUACAUAGUACAGCUGCGCGAGUCUGUAUGUGUUUGUGUGUGUCAGAGGGGGGUUCAUUUCAGUUGCUGUCCGGUGUUUAGCGAGAUAGCGGCUAGCCUAGCAGGCUGAGCUAUGACAGCGGCGGCUAACGAGAUGUACACAACCAGUGCUAUGUGCGGUGCAGAGGUACCUGGUAGCUAGUACACGUUUAUUUAAGGGGGAGAAAGAACCGUGUUACGGCUCUAAACGAGCCGCUAGAAGAAAAUGGCCGGAAUAAUUAAAAAGCAAAUCCUUAAACAUUUGUCAAGGUUCACCAAGAAUUUGUCCCCAGACAAGAUCAAUUUGAGUACGCUGAAGGGGGAGGGGCAGCUGUCCAACCUUGAACUCGAUGAAGAGGUUCUGCAGAACAUGCUUGACCUCCCUACCUGGCUGGCUGUCACUCGGGUCUACUGCAACAAAGCUGCCAUCAGGAUACAAUGGACAAAGUUAAAAACAAGCCCCAUCUGCUUGUUCUUGGAUAAGGUAGAGGUAGAGAUGAGGACAUGUGAAGAGCCACGUCCACCCAAUGGCCCCUCUCCUAUAGCUAUUACAGCAGGCCAGAGUGAGUAUGGCUUUGCUGAAAAAGUGGUGGAGGGCAUGUCAGUGAGGAUCAACUCUAUCACCAUCAAGGUGCAGGCUCGUGCCUUCCACGCCUCGUUUGAGCUUUGGCAGCUACAAGGCAACAGCCUCAACCCAAAAUGGCAGCGCAGUGACCUCCGCUACACUCGCGUCACUGACCCAAAGAGAGGAGAGGUUUUGACAUUUAAAGAAAUUAACUGGCAGAGUCUACGAAUUGAGGCAGAUGCCAUUGAGAGUGAUGACCAGGACCUUGGUAGCACCCCACUACGUCUCAUCACCAACCAAGGACGCAUUCGCAUUGCACUUAAACGCAGAAUAAAAGACUGUAACGUGUUGGCAUCGAAGCUACAUUUUAUUCUGGACGACCUGCUGUGGGUGCUGACGGACUCUCAACUCAAAGCUAUCAUUCAUUACGCCAAAUCCCUCAGUGAGGCCAUGGAAAAGUCUAACCAGCAGAGGAAGAGCAUGACUGCGGAAUCUCUGCAGACCGCUCCUCCAUCCCCCAGCCUCCACAGCCUGUGGUCGGAGCCUCCACCUGCUCCUUCUGGUACCCCCAACAACAUGAGUCAAUACUUUGACCUCUAUGAUGUCAAGGAGUCUUCUUAUCACACCUUCAUAUCUCGCUUGGACUUACACGUAUGCAACGAUAGUUCUUCAGUGGAUGAAGAUGAGCCUCCCCCUCCAGGCUCGCAGGGUGCGAUGCAACUCACUUUCAAAAAGCUGGGUUUUGACUACUAUCCAAUCCACAGACCUGCUGAUGGAUGUCGACACUGGGAGCGUCACAGUGGAGCCAUGGAGGCUCAGGCUCAGUGGGCUGGGAAACUGCUGCAGGAAUACCAAAGGAAAGUAGAGUCCUCUGGAUUCCCAGGGCCGCAUACUGAGGUGCCUCAGCCGACCAAGGACUCUCCUGCAAAGACGGUUCAAGAUGGACAGUCCAGUCCCAAGUUGAAUACUACUGACAAAGGGCAGGGAACCAGCAGGAACCAUAUGACAGUUCCAACAGGCUCAUCACUGAAGAGGCUGCGAUCUAGCUGCAUCGUGGUUAGGAUGGAUGAUGUGGACAUUCACCAGGUGUCUACGAGGGGUCGUCAGAAUAAGAAGACGCAGUCUUUGUUAUCCUGUAACCGUAAAGCUCUGCAUCUGCCAGACAGCAUACCAGCGGUUCAUCUGCAGUUCACUGAAUACUACUUUCCUGACAACCCGAGUCUCUCAGUGCCCACCUCCAACUUGUAUGCCCAGCUGAACAGCCUGCAGCUGUGUGUGGACCCGGCGAGUAUACUGUGGCUCAGUCUUUUUUCCAGGGGUUUACUGCACACACUGGACCAGGUCAAAGCUUUCUACCAUUUGCAGGACAGCAACAAGGCUGAGGAGCAUGUAGACAUCCGAAUGGAUGCAGCUCAGCUAAAGUUAAUAAUCCCGUUGGAUUCUUCCAUAUUGGAUCACCCUGAGCGUCCACAGUCCCUAUGCAUUACUGUUCCCCAGAUUGUUCUCAGCAACACUCGCCACUGCCCCCAUGGCUCUAGAGCUGACCUUAAUUCUAUCUAUGACAAGUUUGCCAGCUUCUCUUUCUUCCAGUCCACACCACCCUGUUCUUUCCCUCGAGAACAAAGUGCCUUCAACCCCAUUCCCUCAUCCUUCCUCCAUCACUCCCAAGAGACAGAACCCCAGCAUCUGGGCAGAAAGCAGUUACGAUCCCAGGAUGUCUGGUCACUCAGUCUGUCCCGCGUAACCCUAGGUUUUGAUGGAGCUCGACGAUUCCCCAAAGGCAAGACCCAGCCUUUUGUUGAGCCUUUUGCCAUGUCCGUGUGGAUGUGUCAGCCUACUGCCUUUCAAAAUGCUUCAUUGUCUUCCUCCUCCUGUCCAAGCGGAACCCAGAAGCCAUCUUCAGAACAGGAAGGUGGUUCACUUGCCUCAAUCCACUUCCUGGUUCACACCAUCACUCCACUGAAAUUGUGGCUCAACCAUUACCAAUAUGUUGCACUGUUGAGAAUGAAGGAUGCCAUGGCUCGGUUGGGGUCGGAGUUGGGCCGGGAUUUACAAGAUGUUAAACACACUCGUGGCCCAAAAACAAAACCUGCUACUGUUUGUGUUGCGUUUGUAAUGGACUCUGUAGAAUUAGGUCUCCUGUUGCCCCCAGUCAGCUCAGAGCCAGAGGAAGAGGUCCCGCACACACCAGAGACGGACAGUCCCAGCCUAACGGACUCUGACAUUUCCCCAUCUCAUCACUCUGUAGAUGUGGCCCUUGAGGACAGCGGGUUGGAAAACGGCAUCUCCUCUGUCAACACAACUGUCACUACAUUUGAUCAGGAUGAACAAGAUGGGGUGGUAGAGGAGGCAUGUGAGGCUGUGGAGGAGGGACUGGAGGGGGAUGGCCUUAAAGCUCAGGGGGACACUGCUGUCCUCUCACCCUCCAUGUCACCUGCACAGUCCCCUGUCCUCUCCCGUGAGCCGUCCACGUUCAGUCUGGAGGGAGAGCUGUCGAGCGCCAUUAACGUCACCAAGGACGUGACCAAAGAUGCCCUUAGUGCCUCGCUGGACCUGACAAAGGGGGCGUUUUCAAUAACAAAAGAUGCGUUUAGCAUUCUGAGUCGUGGCUCAGGGAUGAGCAAAUUGUUCAGUCCACAGGCAAAGGAACAGGUCCAACGCUCAGAGGAGUCCUCCCCCACGUUAGCCGCCAGCUUGCGCCACCAAUCCAUGAAGCAGUCGCCUUCUCAGCAUUCAUUUGAUAGUGCUAUCCUGGAAGGCAGCCUACCCGAUGAAAAUCUUUCUGUGGAUAGUGAUGUCAGCGACAGUUUUGUCGUUCUUAUGGACUCGGAGUCGGGUAUGGAGUCCAUGCAUCACAAACGCACUCCAGCUGGCAGCCGGGGAAGUCCAGCCCCAGGGACUGACGGAGGUUCAUCAGCUGACCUCAGCAGCUCCCUCUCCCAAAGCACUGAGGAUGUGUCUCAAGACAUGUCCUCAGUGUUGUUACUGUUGAUAAGUGGAACGGCCUUUACCAUGGAAGUAAAGGGAGAAGACCAAGUCGUAGCUGUGGAAGCCCAAAAUCUGAGGCCUGUGCAGCUGGGCACUGUCAGGGUGUCUGACCUGCUGGCUGGUCUCAUACAAGCUCCAGGUGGACCAGUCCAAAGGCAGGAUAGGUUGGGGAGCAGGGGCUCUCCGGUGCUGCGGCUGCGUGCAGAAAUGGGUCCCUCUGCAGCUCAGCAUUCUCUUAUGUCUGAGUCUUUGGGCUUUCUGGAUAUGAGAGUGCAAGACUGCCAGGCAGAGUUAUUAGCCUCCACUGUGGCUAGCAUUGGGCCUUUUCUUGAAGACGAGUUUAGUGUCGAUGGUCAGCCAAUGAAGUUACACAUGAGCAACGUCACCGUCACCAUGAAGGAUGACGGCCCUAGAAACUACCCUACAUCCCCGCAACCGGUCCCCUCCACAUUCAUUGUAGAUCAGCUUCUUCUUGAGCGCAGUGACGAUGGCAUCAUGAGGCUCAAAGCAGGUGCUCCUGUGGCUGCUCCGGAGAACAUUAACAGUCCCUGCACCUUUCACCAGCAGACUGAGAAACAUGAUCUGGAGUCGCAGCUUUCUGAUUCCCAGGCUGCCCUCACCCAGGCCCUCAGUGACAGAGAGCGCCUCCUUCUGGAAGUCAGGAAGUAUGACCCCCUGUUCACUCUCUGAGCUGCUGCCUUCACCUCUGAGGGACUGUGAUCAGAUCUAAUGUCAGGAAAUCACAAACACUGACAUAAAGCAUCUCUGGGUAUCAGGUAUGAAAAGAAAAGUUGGUGGUCACUUUCUUUUAUCAUGUUACUCAUAAGAUUACAGCAGAUAUCUUACAGGUACAGAAAGUGGAACUAACUUAUCGGUACAUUAUUGGUACUACUUUUUAACUGUACAGUGUCAGUAUUUCACACUGCUCUACUAAACACUAAUUAUUCUAAAAUAUUAUUUUUUGUCUGGACAGUGAACUCAUCGUGUGGUUUUCAGUGUUUGUCACAGCAUGCAAGGGUAAAAUAAAACAAUCAGUAAGCUUUAAUUCUCUCGUUUAUGUUAGUGUUUUGGAAGAGUUCAGUCAGUGGAAUGCCUAAACCUCUUAUUUACAGCACAUGCACUGACACUGCCAGACAGCUGCUAGUCCAUCGGCUCCUUCUAUGAAACACAUGUUACUGUAAAGCAUGCUUUGUGAACAGUGCUCAUUUACACACAGCACAUUGGCAGGUACUCUAAUGUUGACUUAACAUAGAAAUGUAGAACUCCUCUGUGUAAAAUAUUUUUUGUUUUUUAUUUAUUAUACUUUAUAAAAGUAUUAUUACAAAUAGUAUCAGCUGUUGUUGAAUUGUGAGUAAAAUGUGGGGUGGAAACUUGACUUAAAAAAACAAACAAACUGACAGAUGUGUCACAGUUUCUACCUUGAAUAUUUAAUCACCACACUUAUCAAGUUCUCAUUGUUCUGACAAAGCAGGUUGAAUCAUUCCUCAGUGUUAAGUUAUUCUCUAAGUUUUGAAAGGUCUUGAAAUGUCUUCUGAGGAUGAAUGUCCCCUCAAAGACAACGCGCCUUUUGUUCUGUACCUGCAGUGGUGGCAAGCAGGUACAUGGUAGCUAAAGUAUUGUUUUGUUUUUUUCUAUUGAAUUUUUUUAUUUCUAAAGGGGGAAUAUACCAGCAACCAACCAGAGAUAGGAUACUUGAUCUUAAAAGUAGUUUUUGUAGCUUGUGUGCAUAAAUUAUCUCUGCACACAUUGAUCAGGUUUAUUGAUCAGACAUAAUGAACACGUUGCUUUACUUCUGUAUAUUUUACUUUUUGUCAAUCCACGUUUUUCUGUGAGAUGAAAUUGACCGGUGUAUUGAAGCCAUAUCAAUCAAAGAACAUGAUAUUUUAAACACAGUAGUGCUACAGUACUGCUAAUGUACAUAUACACACUUAUAAAAUCUGUUAAAUCCUGAUCUGAUAAAGGUCAUCUGCUUGUUUAAAUUUCCCUGACUUUCCUUUCUGAUACAUUUAUUUAUGCAAGACUGUUUGACAGUUAAAUGUUCAUUUUUUGAAUUCUUUAUUUCAAACGUUUUUGCAACAAUGUGCAGUGGUUUGGUGGUUUUUCCCCUUUGUUUUCCUGGUUACAAAGCUGUUUCAUCUUCAUGUCACUGUUGUGAACAUGGGAGACCUCUGGUGGCUAUGACUUUCCACUGCUCAUUUAAAAUAUUUAAUUACAUUUUUUUGUUUUUUGAAAGCUAAGAAUGACAUCAUUCAUAAAGAGGAAUGUAAUAUAUUUAAGCAAUAGAGAGAUCACUUUGAUAGAACCAAAUAUGUGACAGAGAACAGUAACACUAUACAUACAUUUUUUUAUGUCUAAUUCCUAAGAUUACUGAUAAUGUAAGAAAACAGAUGUACUUGUGUUAGUGUUUCCUUCUCAACUGCACGUAGACUCAUCACAUUCUCAGUCGGUCAGUGUAAUAUGGCAGAAAUAUUCCCCUUCAACCUCAGUAUCGCUCGUAGUUGUGAUCAUCUUUUUUGGUGCUUUGUUUUUGCAUGGCCUUGGUAAACAAAGACGUGGUGGUACGCGACAUGUAGCUGUAAAAUUCUAGCGGUUUCACCCUCCUCAGUCAGGCCUCAGUGUGAAGUAGCAUAUUUGAUCUGCAGACAAGCUGGUGCUGAUAUCUGUUACAAGAGACUUCCUUUUGCACUCCAGGGUUUCCUUACUUUACCUUCUUACCCAGUGUGCCAUGAGAAAGGGAGCUGGACAGAGAGAGAAACAGGACUCACUUAAAAGUGUGUUGUUCUCUUUCUCUCCAAGUGCAUGUACUGAAGUGAUGAUAAAUAUGCCUUGUGGAUUACUUGCACAUGUGUGGUAAAUUCACUGGAAAUUGCACUCAUUUAAAUGUUAAUCAUUGCUAAGGAUUGCAAGAGUCCUUGAAAUCUAACUAAGUGGUGUCGAUGUUGAAGCUCAUGUAGACAGUAUUUUUUUGGUCGUUUGUGUAGAAUUACAUUGAAUUUUGUAUUGUCUUUAACACUCCAUUAAGACUAACAUAACAUUGGUUCUGUGAACCAAAGCUGGUACGUGGAGAACAUUUUAAAAGUGAAAUAAUAAACGAAUGGCUGAACACUU